AUGGUGGACUGCAAUCCCUACCAAACUCCGAUGGAGCAGCGCCUCAAGCUCAGCAAGGCAAGCUUUGCACUGCCGGUUGACGCCACUGAAUACCGAAGUAUCAUCGGGAGCUUGCGGUACCUGGUGCAUUCGUGCCCUGAUCUCGCAUUCUCAGUCAGGUACAUGAGCCAGUUCAUGGAGAACCCCACGGUUGGACAUCAUGCAGCUAUGAAGCGCAUCCUGCGCUACGUCACUAGAAUAAUCAAUUUCGACUGGUACUACACAAAGAAGGGGAUCAAGGAGGGUCUCAUCGGCUUCAGCGAUAGCGACUUCGUCAGCGAUGUGGACACACGGAAGAGCACCAAUGGCAUUCUCUUCUUCUUCGGUUCAAGCCUAGCGAAUUGGCAGUCCCAGAAGAAAAGGGUCAUCGCAUUGUCAUCCUGUGUGGCUGAAUACAUCGCAGCAACAACGGUGGCCUGUCAGGCUGUCUAG
Messenger RNA from Phragmites australis (common reed), 471 nucleotides. Its product is annotated as secreted RxLR effector protein 161-like. Lineage: Eukaryota; Viridiplantae; Streptophyta; Magnoliopsida; Poales; Poaceae. Bases 1 to 471 code for a protein of 156 amino acids. The transcript has a single exon. The record is from RefSeq and is a predicted model, not a curated record.